AUGACGCCUGCCACAAAGCGGCUCAAGAAAGCUGCUCGCAUUAUUCUCAUCGGAGCCCCCGGCGUGGGAAAAGGUACACAGACCGAACGGCUGCUCUCGCGGUUUCCGCAGCUGGCUGCCAUCAGCUCGGGGGACUUGUUGCGCGAAAAUGUUCGGAAGAGGACUACGCUAGGCCUUCAGGCCGAAGCUCUCAUCCAAGCCGGGAGUCUAGUACCGGAUGCUGUCAUGCUUGAUCUGAUCUCUUCGGAGCUGGCUGUCAAAGGCUGGCUUACGCCCUCUGAAUCUACGCCAUCUUCUUCUCCUGCCCACGCCUCUUCCAUCUCCUCGUCGUCGUCCCGUCCAAAUACAAUAAUGCCGUCGGCAUCGUUCAUCCUAGACGGCUUUCCACGAACAGCAGUACAAGCCUCGAGCCUAGAUCGAAUACUGCCCAUCAACUUCGUCGUACAUCUCUUCACACCACCAUCCGUCAUCAUAUCGCGAAUAACGAAGCGCUGGGUUCAUGCACCUUCGGGACGAGUGUACAACACUGAAUUCAACCCUCCAAAGGUCGAGGGCAAGGAUGACGUUACGGGAGAAGCGUUAACGCAACGCGCUGAUGACUCUAUAGACACUUGGAAGCAGCGGCUGGAGAAAUUUGAGGAGUCCAGCAAAGCACUCAUUGAGCAUUAUGACAGACAGGGCUGUCUUUGGCGGGUGGAAGGAAACUCGAGCGAUGAAAUCAGCCCCAAGCUCUUUGCGGAAAUUGAGCGGAGAUUUGCCUGA
This is a messenger RNA of Talaromyces atroroseus, 762 nucleotides long. RefSeq lists its product as hypothetical. Gene Ontology annotation, cellular component: cytoplasm; mitochondrion. Gene Ontology annotation, molecular function: ATP binding; AMP kinase activity. NCBI's taxonomy places the organism in Eukaryota, Fungi, Ascomycota, Eurotiomycetes, Eurotiales, Trichocomaceae. The coding region runs from base 1 to 762 and encodes 253 amino acids. Gene Ontology annotation, biological process: nucleobase-containing compound metabolic process. The transcript is spliced from 2 exons. The record is from RefSeq and is a predicted model, not a curated record.